Molecule: messenger RNA, 1608 nt
Organism: Exophiala spinifera
Lineage: Eukaryota; Fungi; Ascomycota; Eurotiomycetes; Chaetothyriales; Herpotrichiellaceae
Exons: 4
Coding region: 1-1608 (535 amino acids)
Molecular function (GO): oxidoreductase activity, acting on paired donors, with incorporation or reduction of molecular oxygen; monooxygenase activity; iron ion binding
Source: RefSeq, a predicted model, not a curated record
AUGGCCUUCCUGGAUGGUCUGAGUGGUUUCGCUGGGGAACCGCUGUUGAUAUGCGGGCCUGUGUUACUGAUAACGUAUCUGCUUGGUCUCGCAACGUGGCGCUUGUACCUUUGCCCUCAGGCUGAGAUACCAGGACCGACUCUUGCAAAGCUCACAUAUUGGUACGAAUUCUACUACGAUGUCGUACUCAGUGGUCAAUACAUAUGGAAAAUCCGCUCCAUGCACGAGCAAUACGGCCCGAUCUUGCGCAUCAACCCGGAAGAAGUGCAUAUCCAAGAUGCCGAUUACUAUGAUCAAGUGUAUGCUGGCCCGACCCACAAGAGAAACAAGUGGACCUUCUUCACGAACUCAAGUGGUUUGCCUCAGUCUGCCUUUGGAACCCCAGAUCACAAUCUUCACCGUAUGCGACGAGGGGCGAUGAACCCGUACUUUUCAACAGCAAAAGUGCGGAUGCUCCAAUCGCGCAUUGAGUCCAGUCUGAACAAUCUGCUAGCCCGAUUUCGUGAAUUUCAAGAGUCCGGGAAGCCCAUGACGGUCUCGUUGGCCUACGCAGCUCUCACAAAUGAUAUUGUCAUGGAAUAUGCUUUCGGGCGAAGUGACAAUCGUUUGCUGGCUCCAGAUUUCGACCCGAGCUUCAAAGAAGCAGGUGAAGCCGGAGCUAAGUUGAGUCAUCUUGUGAAACAAAUGCCAUGGCUGCUGUCCCUGAUGAAAAUGAUGCCCGACUCGGUGCAGAUUGCUUUAAACCCGGUGAUGGCCAGUUACAUCAGGCUCAAUCAGGACAUAAUAAAGCAUGUUUCCGAGAUUUACUCGCAUCGUACCGAUCCCGACAGCAAGUAUCACUCGCAGACGACCGUAUUCCAUGCCAUCCUGCAGGGCAAUUUACCAGAGAGAGAAAAGUCUCCUGAUCGGCUGUGGCAAGACGGACAAGUUGUCGUAAUUGCUGGAACAUUAACCACCGCAGCCGCCCUUUCAGAGAUCACAUUCCAUCUCCUGAGACAACCGACAGAGUUGCAGACUCUCAAAGACGAGCUUGCAACGGCAAUGACAGAGAACGCUGGUCUCCCAGAUGUGGCCAAGCUAGAACAACUUCCUUACCUAACAGCGAUAAUAAAAGAAGGUCUCCGACUAAGUAGUGGCAUUAGCACACGUUUGCAGCGCAUUGCCACGGAUGAAACGCUCAUCUACACGGCCAAGAGGUCAACAGAUGACAAGCACAAUAUCAAUGAGAAGCAAUAUGUCCUUCGUCCCGGGAUUCCGCUUUCUAUGACCGGCAUGCUCAUCCAUCAUUCACCAGCUUACUUCGAGGACCCCAUGAAAUUUCGUCCUCGGCGUUGGAUCGACAACCCUGGUCUGGAUGACUAUUUGGUGCCGUUCUCACGUGGUACGAGAGCUUGUGUAGGCAUAAACCUGGCAUAUGCAGAGCUCUAUCUCACGGUGGCGGCGAUCUUUAGUCGGUACGGAAGCAGCGAAGUUCGUUUUGAAACGGAUAUCGGGUAUCUGGAGCUGCACGACACGAGCUAUAAGGACAUUGAAAUUAUUGGUGAUGGAACGACCCCGUUGUAUCGACCUGACAGUAACGGUGUUAGAGUCGUGGUCCGCGAUGUAUGA